Messenger RNA from Alternaria burnsii, 2445 nucleotides. Its product is annotated as transcription factor cmr1. Gene Ontology annotation, biological process: regulation of DNA-templated transcription; DNA-templated transcription. The transcript has 4 exons. NCBI's taxonomy places the organism in Eukaryota, Fungi, Ascomycota, Dothideomycetes, Pleosporales, Pleosporaceae. Gene Ontology annotation, molecular function: zinc ion binding; DNA binding; DNA-binding transcription factor activity, RNA polymerase II-specific. The record is from RefSeq and is a predicted model, not a curated record. Bases 1 to 2445 code for a protein of 814 amino acids.
AUGAGCAAUCCUGCUUUGAUCGCAUGCACAAGAUGUGCCAUAUCCAAGGCACGUUGCGACCGCAAGGUACCAUGCUCGCAAUGUGUUGCAAGAGGAUAUGUUUGUCAGCCACGUUGUACCUCGCGCCGGCCGCGAGCUCCUCGAAAGUCGUCGGCACGAAAUUUGAACCAGACUUCAGCAGAGCCGACUAGCACCAUCAGCUCCGAUAGCAGCCAUGUCCCACGCAUGGAGCAGUUUACCGGCUACAUGGUGCCUGAAAACCAGUCGCAGAAUAACGAUAUGUUUGCUUUUAACACGAAUUUACCUCAAGGACCUCUGGAUCUGGGUGGCUACGAUGAUUUCAUGGGCUUCUCAUAUCCCGAUGCGCCCUCCAAUAGCGAUGCCAUGGAUACGAGUACAUCCAACAACCUCUUCACCUCCAUACAAUCUAUGGAUAUGCACGGAAGCGAUCCCCAGUUUUCACCACAUGCAGCGGGCGGCCAGAUGUUUCAACAACACCAUAUGCCACAUGUCUCGAAUCAGCCACCGACGCCACCGGAUACAACGCCCCGGACGACAAAAAGUGUUCCCACCAGCCCGCCACCUGGGAUGCAAACCCCCUUUAGUCCGAAACGCUACCCUCACAAAACACCUACAGAUAGACCUGCAACACCGGAUGAUGUACUUGCGGAGUUGGUGGAGUUGCUCGCUCAGCCUGAUGCGUGGCACGGACUCCCAGGUAGCAACAGCGAUUCCAGUCAGACCCUUUCACACGAUGCACGCGACCGCAUCGUCGCCACCGUUCAAGUAUUGCUGCAACGUGCACUACAAAGCCGCUACUCACCUACAACACCAAGUCAAGGCCUCUUUGGACGCAUCGUAGUACUGCCACCGUCCCAUGUACUUAUGCACUUUAUUGAAGCCUACGCAAGUCGCAUCGACUCCAUCCAACCCUAUCUGGGUCUUGCUGGCUCUUCCGUUGUCAACAUCCAAGACAUCCUACAAAUCGAUACGGCAGAUGUCGGCAUACUACUGAUCAUUCUUCUAAUUGCGCAAGGCGCUAUGCUCACGGACCAUUCCGAAUCCCACAUACUUGCGAACGGCUUGAUAGAAGUAUGCAGGAUCGCGUUGGAUGAUGUUCUUGAGAACCGAAGCAUAUCGCAGCCGAUGAUUGGAGGUAUUGCACUGCAGUUACUGACGCUUUGUGCACGAAGUGGUAAAGACUCCUUUGCUUCGUACGCCAUGUCGAAACGAGGCCAAUAUUUGAGUAUGUUGAAAAAUUCUGGCGUUCUGCAGCCCGAACAGACCCUGCAUAACCCGAAAUCCGACGGAAUGGAACUUUGGGAAAGAUGGAAAGAACUGGAGCAGCGCAACCGACACGCGUACGCGUGGGUCUACGUAGAUCUCGAGAUCAGCUUAUUACACGACCUUCCACCAAUACUCUCAGUUAAUGAUUUGCAAGUCCCCUUGCCGCAAGAUAACGACCUAUGGCAUGCCCAGUCGUAUAGCGCUUGGCUCGAGCACUCUGGCGCAAAUGGGACCAGGUCGGGCCCCUGCAAUCCCGCGAAAUUCGGUGCUUGGCUGGAACAACAGCAACAACAAGGUGCCAAUGGUGCUCGCUCUGGUCAUAUGACUCCAUCGCUCAACGGCCUCUUCCGAAGUUUCCUCCAGGGCCGAAUGGGUGAUGAUUUACCUCUGCAUCACCUUCGUCUUCUCCUCCAUCCAUUGCAAGCCAUGGUGCUUGAGCAGCAGCAACUCUUGCGCAUCUUCGAUACCGAUGAGCCGUCUAACCGAUAUCGCGUUCUUUCCAAGAUUAAGAUUUUGGGUCGUUUGCAGGAGACGCAGGAUUUGCUUCAAGAUUUGGGAACGCUUCUAACUCGGCGCUCCAAAACCGCUGUUGUCGAAGACGACAAGGGCCAGGCACACUCCACUGACUUCGUGAGUAUGAUUAUGCUCCAUCUGGUUAGCUUGAAUGUUUUUACUAGCAUCCCCGAAAUUGAGAAGUGUGCCAAGGAAAUGCCACCCGCUUCGGACGCGGCCCGUGCGGAGAUGUGGCGCUGGGCACGCUAUCCCGAAGGAGAGAGCUAUGUUUUGUUCCAUGCCGGGCAAAUAUUCCGACUGAUCGACGGAUUACCAAAGGAUGCGCGACCGACCUGGUGGCCGGUAGCUUUCUACCGUGCCGCUAUGUCGUGCUGGUCACUCCGAUCUUUGGAGCGGCCUUCUUCGGCAUGCGCCCAAUCGCUCGAAGUCUGCAUUGACGCCUUGUUGCCUGCUGAGGAAGAGUGCUUUCUUAACACGACUACCGGUACACCGGUCGUCACCCUUGGCGAUAAGAGACGGCUGCCCAUUCUGGAAGGCAACAACAGCUUGCAAUAUUGUAUCAGCAAGCUGGAAACACACCCUACACAUUGUUCACGUAAUGUUCUUGAGAAGGCUAGGUACUUCUCAAAUAGAUGGAGGUCAUGA